AUGCAUUUCUCAAGCUGCCUGCUCGUCUCGGCUUUGGCCUUGGUUGCCAACGUUGCUAUUGCCUCUCCUCCACCUCUCCAGCAGGUGAGCCGUCCUGCUCUCAAAGACUCGACCAUCUACCGCUCCACUGUCUACUGCGGCGAAUGUCCCGAGGGUAAUUGCUACAAGUGUACUCUCGGCCAUAACAACACCCUCAUCGCCAAUACUGGUGGCAUGGCCUACCUCCGCGCCCUCGUCGGUUUCCAGCUUCCCGUCCCAGCCAAGAAGGUCGAGAAGUGCACCGUCCAGUUCCCUGCCUUCGUCAAGCUGAUGGAAAGCCCCAUCAACAUCACUGUCUCUGAGGCUCUAUCUAACGACUGGGACGAGGAUACCGUCACUGGCGAGAAUGCUCCCGAGACCAGUGAACCAUUCAGCACCGCCCAUGUCCCGGCCCUGAACAACCCACCUGCUCUCGAUGCCACCCAAGCCUGCAGGAAUGCUGCUCGGAAUGGCGACUUCUCCAUCUACGUUGGUGCCCAGUUUGGCCGUUUCGAGAUCUGGUCCAAGGAUUCCGGCAACCCAGCCAUCCUCCACAUCUAUCACAAGUGA
This is a messenger RNA of Nannizzia gypsea CBS 118893, 588 nucleotides long. RefSeq lists its product as hypothetical. The record is from RefSeq and is a predicted model, not a curated record. The transcript has a single exon. NCBI's taxonomy places the organism in Eukaryota, Fungi, Ascomycota, Eurotiomycetes, Onygenales, Arthrodermataceae. The coding region runs from base 1 to 588 and encodes 195 amino acids.